AUGUCAUGUGUAAAGGAGAUCUACCUGGUCGACGCUCCGGAGGAAACCUGCUUUCAAGGCACCAAACCUACCCCUUGCAGCUUCUUUCACUUGGGCGCACCCACAUACACGGCCAAGUGCUUUCCUAAAGAGUGGAGCGCCAGCGAGGGCGCUUUCAUGUCACCUGCUGGCUGCCCGAGAAAGCACACGGUGGCAUGUGCUUCAACGGGAGCCAAAGAGACGAUAGCAACUUGCUGCCCUGAUGACGGCUCACAAGGCACCUAUGAUUGUAUACGCGAUCUAGAGUAUGAUUUCAUGGUCACAGAUCGCUGCACUCGAAAGAUUGCCAAAACUGUAGAGUUUAUCUACACAACUACAACACUGGGGGAAGCAAAGACAAAAAUAAUCACCACCAGUGGUGCUGACCAAGUGAUCUACGCGUAUGGCGCCGAGGUCCGGUGGCAAUCUUCUGAUUAUCCUACAGGGAUAUCGAGCACCUCUUCCAUAAAUACAGAAGCUUCGAGUACACCAGAUUCCACUGGGUCUGGAAGUGAACAACCCUCAGAUUCGAAAGAGUCCGUUGGAUCAGAAGACUCACAACCAGCUACGUCCAGGCUUUCAACUCCGGCCAAGGCUGGAAUAGGCGCGGGUGCGGGAGUCGCGGGAAUUUGCUUGCUGGUAGGCAUUGGCCUUCUCUGGUGGCGUUCCCUCCGGCAGCCAAAGAAGAGCCCACCACAGGAAGUCGAAGUGAGUCGGCCAGAGGACUCGCCUGAUGAAGCCAUGAAGCAAAAGGAAAUUGUGCAGAUUGCAACCACCGAUUCCAGUAGCACGGGAUCCGUCGCUCGAGAAAGUCCUCUUUGGGCGCCUCAUGAAGUUGAUGCGCCACGAAAGGUGCAUGAAGCAGAGGGAUACGCCCCGAUGAGGUUUCAAGAAGCGGACAGCAAACAUAUCUUGGAGCUUGAAAGUCCAGCUGAAGAUGUUAGAAUGUAUCGAUAUAGAUAA
This is a messenger RNA of Clonostachys solani, 981 nucleotides long. The record is from the annotation of a GenBank genome assembly. NCBI's taxonomy places the organism in Eukaryota, Fungi, Ascomycota, Sordariomycetes, Hypocreales, Bionectriaceae.